GCAUACCAAUCAAAAGUAUAGAAAAACAAGAACAGAAAUCGAAAAGCGAGAGGGCGCCCACGUACACUUGUACUUCAACAGCGACAUCAGCAUCCAUCAUCUCAAGCAGCCACCUCCGCCCUCAGCCUCGGUUUUUCGGUUUUUGUCAUAAUUACAUCAAGAAAGCACCACCAAGUAUGAUUUUACCUAAUAACAGCCAUGAUAGUGAUACAACAAAACUGCCGAAUACUGAUCUCUCUUUCACCACACCCCAAGUUUCCGACGGUGCCCCCGACGAUGCAUGCUUAGUCUGCAAGUUGCCGAAGAGGAUAUGUUGCCCGAUGGCUUUUCGUUUUUGUGUAGAUAGGAAGCAUGAAGUUCUGAACGCCCACAGGCUCUUUCGAGGGGGUUACAUUCUCAAAACCCUGAAAACGGUGCCCCAUCACCAGAGGCAAAACGCCAUCAGAUCUCUUAUUUUUGAAGCCAACAUGCGGGCGGUAGAUCCCGUUGGGGGUUGUCAAAGCUUGAUUCGCACGAUGGGAAAAAGAUUACAUUUCUGUUGCUCGGAACUAGAACUUGUAUUGGAAAAGCUGGCGUUUUGUAAGUCUCAAGUACUGCAGAAUGAUGAGACGCCCAACUCCAACACGUGUGAUUCCAUUCAGAUACAGAAUACCAUAUGCAAGCAGCCUGUUGAUGUCGGAAGCGUGUUAUUACAUGAAGGAUCGAGUAGCCAAGUACUGCACCUUGCCAAGACAGGAUUCAGAGAUGACGUUCUGCCUCAACCAUCCUAAGGAUACUGCAAGCUACCUUGUUAGCUCUUGAAUACAAAUGACCUUUUGUGAUAGCAAACGCUAGACAGUCUGUCACCAUGCAAAUCAAGAAAUUUGAAGCUGUUUCCAUUUCUUUCUUUUGAUUGAGGAUUAAAG
Messenger RNA from Sesamum indicum (sesame), 905 nucleotides. The record is from RefSeq and is a predicted model, not a curated record. NCBI's taxonomy places the organism in Eukaryota, Viridiplantae, Streptophyta, Magnoliopsida, Lamiales, Pedaliaceae.